CAAGUUUUCAAUUGAACAGGCCAAUAUUAAAGGCCGGUGGCCGGUCGCACUUUGACCUGGCAAUCUCACCUAGCACAUUGUCUCACGUUUAAACUAUCCAAAAAAGAUAACUCUUUAGAGAGAGAAAAUAACAACGUAAGCAUAUCAAUACUAAUCCUAUGUAAGAACCAGGUCCUAGAGAGAGAAACCCAAUAUUAAAAGAUAACUCCUAGAGAGAGAAAACAACGGAGGCGUCCCCAUACUGAUCCUAUAUAAGAACCAGGUCCUAGAGAGAGAAACCAAAUACUAAAGGGAAGAUAACUCCUAGAAAAAGAAAACAACAACGAAAGCGUCCCAAUACUGAUCCUAUAUAAAAAACCAGGUCCUAGAAAGAGAAACCAAAUACUUGAAUCUAAUCCCAUUCCUAGAGAGAGAAACCAAAUACUUGAAUCUAAGAGCACCAAUCUAGAGAGGAGCACCAAUCUAGAGAGAAGUCCUUGAAACCCAUGAAAAUUCCUGGUUUUAGAGAGAGAGCAAGUGGGAUACGAAAACCCAUAAAGUUUCUUGUGUGUUAGAGAGAGAGAGAGCCCUUCUUCAAUCUGCAACUCAGCCUUCGGCGCAAGAUUAAAGAAAGAAAUCCCACAAAAUCCCUUGCUAGAUAGAUAAAACCAAGAGAGAGAAAGAGGGGGAGAGAGACAAAGAAGCAUGGAGAAAGCCUUCAAAGGGCGUAGAGGUGGCCUCUUCGCCUUCCUACCCAAGCAAGUCCCCUGUAGUCCAGGCCACGAAAAACGCCUGGAUAGCUCCUCAAAGCUCAGAUCAAAUACCGGAAAAGGAUUUUCAGGUCCCAUAGUCUCCAUGAUUCCAGCAGAAGCUCGUCGUAAAAUCGACACCAACAAUAGCCACCGUUUUGAGCCAACCUCACCAAAAGUCUCAUGCAUGGGCCAAAUCAAGCACAAGAAGAAGCGAUCCGAGAAGAAGCGAUCCGAGAAGAAGCAAUCCGAGAAGAAUCAACCAGAGAUGAAGGAGCCGAAGAAGAAGGGGAUAGAGCUGUCCAAGAUUUUUCAGCGAAAGAAAGGUGGUCGAAAGAUCGAGGCGGCGCCGCCUGCUUCAGAGCCAUUUCCGCCUCAUCUGGGUCAGAUGAUGAGAUUUUCGAGCAGGAGAGAAGCACCGGGUUUGGCCAACUUUGACUGGAGGGCGGCGAUGGUGGACGAGGGAGGAGGAGACAAAGAGUGUGGAGGAGGAGAGAGAGAGUAUUACUCGGAUGAAGAGAGAGAAAGUGGUUGGGAGGUAGAGCGAGAACGGGAGGAGCCUUUGGUGGCGUUUUCUUGUCCCAUUGUGGUGGCCGGUGGAGCGGCGGUGGUUCCCAGAAAGGAAGUCAAUCUUUGGAAACGAAGAACGGUGGAGCCGCCACUGCCCCUUACACUGCGUACAAAAGAUUGAAGAGAGAGAAUGUUAGAGAGAGAGAGAGAGAGGUUUCGCGUGUGGUUAAAUUGUUUUGAUCGAAAGAAAGGGGAAAUUAAUAUUGGAUUGGGUUUACGUUUGCCCCCCAUUGAAAAAGAUAUUCCACUUGUUAAUGGCGUUGUUGUAAAGGGAAAGGUUUGUUUGGAAGUUGAAAAUUCUGAAUAAUUUCGAAUUCUUUAUAGA
This is a messenger RNA of Amborella trichopoda, 1623 nucleotides long. RefSeq lists its product as uncharacterized. Lineage: Eukaryota; Viridiplantae; Streptophyta; Magnoliopsida; Amborellales; Amborellaceae. The record is from RefSeq and is a predicted model, not a curated record.